Messenger RNA from Peromyscus leucopus (white-footed mouse), 5306 nucleotides. It is a transcript of the gene Fam204a, whose product is annotated as family with sequence similarity 204 member A. The coding region runs from base 392 to 1102 and encodes 236 amino acids. The record is from RefSeq and is a predicted model, not a curated record. The transcript has 8 exons. Lineage: Eukaryota; Metazoa; Chordata; Mammalia; Rodentia; Cricetidae.
GCAGGGAGGGCAGCGGAGGAGUCUGGGCGGCCGGGCGUCACAGCGCCUCCCCGGGGUCGCCGGAGCGGGCUAGGAAAACUCGGCCGUGGCUGGCCCCGUCUCCGUCCCGUUCCAGGCCGAGCGAGGAGGGGCCGGGCCGCCUGGAGCGCCGCAGGCUCGUGGGUGCUCUUGCCGUUUCGGGGAAAGCGACUGCGGCCAAUGGGAGCGAGGCUAGACCUUCGGCGUCCCGGCCGGCGUUCCGGCCGGCGUUCCGUGGGGGAUUCUGACGCGGCUUGAGAUCCGGAGGUGGCGCGGCCCCCAAACACCCAGAGCCGCAGAGUUCCAGGUUGUCAGCGGGAAGAGGUGUACCUUUUUAGAGCUACCCUGUCGCAGUCUUGAACUUCAAGAAAAGAUGUGGAGUGGGCUGUUGCCUCCUGGGCUAAAUGAAAGUGAUGUUGAGUCAGAUUCUGAAGAGGAAGCCACACCAGAGAAUCCAGGGCUUACGGAACUUAAUUUGCAGGAAGAUGGAAAGACUGACAACAGUAGGAAGCCCAAGAUGCCAGAUUUCCCAGCAGGCGAGCCAAAAGCUGAGACAGAGGCUGAUGCAAAUGCAUAUGAACAAUGUCCUUCUGGGAUUCCCUUAAACAUGUGGAAUAAAUUUCAAGAAUUGCAUAAAAAACAUUCUGAACAGAAAAAUUCAACGUCAAGAUUCAGACAGAAAAAAAGAAAACGCUCCAAAAAAGGCAAAUUGAAGAAUGAAAAAGAAUCUCACAGUGAGCAGUCCUCAAGUGAAACACAAUGGAAGGAACUUACUCAGUAUUUUGGAGCCAAUGAUAGAUUUGAACCCCCAGUUAAACAGAAAAAAGUUGAGAAGUCAGGCCUUGAAAAGAGGAUAGACCAGGCUGUGGAGGAGUGGGAUGUUGAGAAGGCUGAAGAGCUCAGCAACCAGCUAGCUACUCGAGAGCUCGGUGUAAAAAUUGCCAAAGCAAUUGCCUGCCAUAAAUUUGUUAAAGCCAAAAAGGAGGCUGAAAACUCACAGGCUGCUCGAAAGAAGAAGAAACUGGCGUGGGGGUUUGAAGCAAAGAAGAGAUGGGAAACUAAAAGCAACAUGGGAUAUAUGUAGCCUUGCAGAGUUCUUCAGGACAUUUAUUGAUAGGCUGGCAUGCUUCAUUUAUCAGAAAGAUUUUUUUCUGCUUAGGUUAAAAAUGUCAGAAAAUUGAUAAGGGUAGAAAAAGAUAAGCCUAAAACUUGGGAGCUGAUUAUAAACUCUUUGUGGUCUUUUUUCUAAGAAGUUUGUGAAGGAAAUGAACAUUUUUAUAUUUGUGUAAGAAAUUUUAAGCAUAUAUACAAGAAAAAAGGAUAAGGUUUUAUUUAUUUGUAUAAGCCUACAGUUUAAAAUUAAUUUUGUGUUUCAUCUGUCUGGCCUAGUAUAGCCUGUGAGGUCCUUGUACUUCCUUAUCUGUUCUUAGCAUGACUGCAACUGUUUCUAAAAUUUGAGUUUUUCAGAAUGGCUUUUGUUUAUAAUGGAUUAGUCAUAAAUAGAAAAAUUCUCAAUUGUUACUGACUUUACAAAUGACUUUAAUUGCUUUAAUGCUAUAAGAGUAAUUAUUGAUUCUUUUUGGAGGCAGUAGAAUUAAUAUUUUGUAGUCACAUAGUAAAAGCAAUUGAUUAAUUUUUGUGUAAUGUCAGUGGAAAUAAUUAUAGUAAAAAGUGGACAUAGUGUAUCUGGAGAAUGAUUUAAAUUCAGCUUUGCCUAGAAAAUGGCUUUCUAAAUAUCUCUCAGCCAUGUUAUUCUUUAAAUUACGAUUGUUCUUUGAAAAGAAAAUGGUCUGAUUGUGUUAGACAAAUAAUUGUAACUCAGGAUAUCAUAACUUUGGAUCGUCCAACAGCUCAUUUGUAUUUACCUCUUCUCCCACUACUCCUUAACAGAUGGAAUGAAUUAAUGAGGCUAAAGAGAGAACUAUAAUACUUGGGAAGUCAUUGUCCUUACAGUCCUAAUGGGAAGAGGCUUUGAAAAGUAAUUUGAUAACUGGCAAGACUAAAUGUGGACACUGCGAAAAAUUAGAUCAUAAUUACAUUAUUUUUAUACUUAAAGAAGUAACAAUUUCAUUAACUUAUGGUGAUACGUAAAUUUUCUUUAUAUAAAGAAUAAGUGAAUAAUUUGUUGCUCUUUAAGAGUUCAAAUGUCGCCUGGUGGUCUUGGUGCACAGAGACAGGUAGAACUCUGUGAGAUCAGGACAGCCUGGUCUAUAGAGUGAACUUCAGGAUAGCCAAGGCUACACAAAGAAACCCUGUCUCAAAAAAAAAAAAAAAAAAAAAAAAAAAAGUCUAAAUGUUAAAUCUUUUUUCCAUUUAACUAAGAAAAACCAGGGUACAAAAAGCAAGAUGUAGGAGAUUGGAUAUCCAACCUACUUGUCUUCAUACCUUUAAAAGGUAUCCAUUUAUAAAUGUUCCUGAGUACUGUUUACUUAUAGUAACCUACUUCACACUCUUAGUGAGUGAACGUAUACUUAACAGUAUAGGAAUAUUUUCUCCACCCACUACACAUAAGAUGUAGUAUCUUUGAGAAAGUUCUUAGUAUGAAUAGUUUCGUAUGUAAGGCCUCAGAACAUGCAUUCUCCUUGGGCCUCCACGCUACUUUUCUGUUUUCUUGUAUUCACCUAGGUCUCGUAACUUUUGUUGGCAUAUUAGGGUCAGGUUGUGGAGCCUCUGACUCAGUCUAAUCAGCAAAGCCCUCCUCACCCACACCAGUGUGGCACUUUACCUCUUGGUGCCCAUUCUGGUUUGUGUUUGCUUUUAAGAUACAUUUAUUUCCAUUUUAUAUGUAUGGGUGUUUUGCCUGCAUGUAUGUCUCUUGUACUGUGUGCAUGCCUGAUAUGCAUGGAGGCCAAAAAAGGUGUCAUAUCCCCUGGAACUGGAGUUAUAGUUAGUUGUGAGGUGCCUGGAUCCUCUGGAAGAGCAGCAGUGCUCUGAACCAGCGGAGUUUAACUGAGUGGAGAACAGUCAGGAGGGAGGGUGGUCAGAGAAGAGGACUCAGUUGGCAAAAAAAGUUACAUCUCCCAACUCCCUCCUCUUGUGGACAUGGAUUGCAGGAAGUUUUAAAAUAUAUUUCUGUGGCCAGAAAGUAGGAAGGAAGGAUUGGGUGAGAAAGCGGCACAGUGCUUUUGCUUGUUUAAUCUGCUGGUCUCCUAUUUGGUAUUAGUUUUAUUUGGGAUGAGUUUUAAUUUAACUUAGAUAUUUUAUUCAUUAGAACAAUAAAAUGAUAGCAUUAUUCUUAGAGUGUCAGUGUUGCCCAAGGGGUAUAGUCAUGGCCACAUUGAAAUAAGGGUUCUUUGUGGAUCAGUAAUAACUAUGGUUCCUGAAGCUUCAACUUGUUCAUUUACUACCUCCAGAAUGCUUGAAUCAGAUUAGUAAUGUGAUUGUCAGUUACUGUUGAGUGAGAUUAAUAUGUUUUAGGCCAUUGGUAUGGCAUUAAUGUAACAUGAUUUAUUGUCUAAGUACUUGAGGCCAGAAUAGCUUACUGAAGAACAGUAAUUUUGAGCUUUUACUGCACUGGUUUUGAGAAGUAAAGUUGGUAGUGCAUUCUUGUUUAGGAGCCCUCAGGAUGUUUCUGAUUUCAGCAGAACAUUCUAUUUCUUUCACCAAAAGGAGAGUUUGAAUAUGUAAUCUCAAGCUUGCUAUAAUUAGUUCUGAUGACAGUUAAAUACCUUAGCCAAGACUGUAAAUCAGCAGCUAAACUCUGAUUUUUGCAACUGAUCAUAAAUCUCAAGCACUGUGUUUUGGGGCAGGCGGAUAAAAGAGGGGCAGGCCUCGAACAGAAAUAAAGUGUCAUUGGAACUUUUGGUAACAGCUGUAAACCCCAUACUUAAAAUCUGAUACCGCUUACACUUUUUGUCUAAACUAUCUUUGAAGUCCUGUUGUAACUAGGUUAUUUACAGCCGAUAAGAAAGUUGAAUCCUUGUGUGUGUGUGUGUGUGUGUGUGUGUGUGUGUGUGUGUGUGUGUGGUGUGGUGUGUGCUGGUGCACACCUGGGUGUUCUUUAGCACUUUGUACCUCAUUGUAGAUGAGGCCUCAUUGAAGCUAGAGUGAGGGGAGCCCAUCAAGCCUUGUUCUUAUCUCUGCACUCCCAGCACUGGGGUGAUAGGCCUGCACAUGGCCAUGCCCCGCUUUUUACAGGAGUUCUAGGGAUCCAAGCUUGGGUCCUCCUGCUGUGCAGCAAGUGCUGCUACCCACUGAGUCAUCUCCCCGGCCCAAGAAAUUAAAAUUCUUAAAAUAUGAAUGUAUUACUUUCAGAAUGUCUAUAUUCACUUUGUUAGGAAAAGAUUAAAAGAUUAAUGCUAUGCAUUUGGAAAUAUAUGUUUUAAUUACACAAGGCUGAUUUUUCAAACAGAUGGCAAGUGUGGUGGGUUUUUUGUUUGUUUGUCUGUUUGUUUUUUUGGUUUUAAGCAAUAAUAAGGUUUAGGAAAAUAAAUUGAUGUUAUGUCCGGUCCCAUUUUGGAAUGUGGUCAUCAAAUUCAGAACCAACUGAUACAAUUCAAGUUUUUUUGUGUGUGUGUUGGCAGAAGUUGCCUUUAUUUUUAGUCUCUGGCAGGGGUAAAAACACUUUGCAUGUCAACUUAAUAUUUUUUAAAGCCAACUGUUUAUUCAUUGGCUUAAAAUUUACACUCUACUAGAGUCUUAGCUCUGACUUUGAUAAAAUAAAUAGCAAUAUUUAGAGAAAAUGUACACAUGAACACCUUUUUCCAAAAGCAAAUGUAGAUUGGUGUUUGUGGCAUCAGUGCCUUCUAACCUAGUAACAGACCUAAAAGUACUCUGUAAACUUGGGGGCUUUAUAAACACAGGGCAACACAUUUUAUGUGCUUUUCCCCACUGACUCUGUGUUUGUGUAUAUGUUUGUGUGUGUGUGUGUGUGUGUGUGUCUUGUCUCUGCUUCCUGAGUGCUGGAAUUACAGAAGGCUACCAUGGCUGCCCAACUUUUACAUACAUUCUCAGGAUCUGAACUCCAGUCCUCUAACUUGCAGCACUGAGCCAUCUCCUCAGGUCACUUGAUAUAAUUUUGUUAUGGAAUAAUCAGAACACGUUUUUAGUUUUCAAACAUAAAUUAACUUUAUGCUAGCAAGCUCAGUGUGGCUCCAAGUUUCAGUGACGUGUUGAGGCAUUUUAUUAAUGUGUAUGUAUACCUUUUUUCGUGGUUUGAAUACUUUUGUUCUUUGACAGUUUCAUGUGUAUGUGCAGCAUAUCUUGAUCAUAUCCACCUUAACUCUCCCCUCCCAUUCUCCAACAUGUCGCCCUUACCUUCAUGUACUUAAAGAUGAUGGUGAUGAUGA